CCGAGAGGUCCGCUAGCGGAAGGGGGUACGAGAGCGGCGAGCGGUGUCUGGUGCACAGCUGUAUGCGAGUCCGCCAGCCGGCGAGCUGCUACUGCGUACAAUCGCAGACGCGGUGCUGACUCCUCGCGUCCAGUUGCAGAACCAAGCGCCGCUCUGAAGCAAUGAGUCACGCGCAAAGACAAUGACGUGCUCGAGCGGCAGCACGGCGGCGGUGUCGCGGCUGGCGGUGGCCUGGGGCCUGCUGGCGCUGGCCACGGUGCUCACCGCCUUCGUCACCAGCGGCUGGCUCUGGACCUGGGAGCCGCUCAACUCGGCCGCCACGGCCACCGUCACCUUCCGCAUCGGCCUCUGGCACGUCUGCCCCACUGUCUGGCGCGACAACUCCUCGCAGCCGGUGGCGUCGCCGGCGUGCUCGCUCGUUAAGUAUUCGUCUUGGGACGAGGUGAAGCACUCCGACCUGGGCUUGUGGGCGCCGCUACACUUCACGCCCAUCUUCGUCACGCGCAUGAGGCUUUCAAUGCCGUUUGAAGCUGUGGGUCUGCUACUCAUCCUAAUCGCCACGUUGUUCGCCGUGAUGGGACACUGCAGCUGUGACCACAAGAUGCUCAUCGCAUGUGGACUCUACAUCCUCGGAGGUCUGUCGCUGGGCGGGGGCCUGGUGGUGUUCGCGUCGGUGCUGAGCGACGCCUACCUGGAGCGCCCCCGCGGCACGCAGCAGGCGGCGCUGUUCGACUACCGCUACGGCUGGUCGUUCUUCGUGGCGUGCGCGUCCUUCCUGAUGUCGGAGCUGGCGGCGCUGCUGUCGGUGACGGCCUACCUGCGCCGCUUCCCGUCCGUGGAGGAGAUGGUGAGCGCCGCGGUGCCCGGCGCCGAGCGGCUGGUGCGCAACCUGUGGACGAGCCCGCGCGGCCUGUACGCCAAGCGGCCGCUGCUGCUGCCCGCCCUGCAGCAGCAGUUCGGAGGACAGUCGUUCCGGCCCGGCCGCUACGAGACGCUGCGGCCGCCCGCCAAGAAGAAGGCGGUGAACUGCACAUGUACACGACUAUCUGAAGCCUUGCAGGAAUACAGCUGGGCUACGAGCAAGUGGAGCAAUGGAUAG
This is a messenger RNA of Schistocerca gregaria, 1099 nucleotides long. RefSeq names its product voltage-dependent calcium channel gamma-7 subunit-like. The coding region runs from base 182 to 1099 and encodes 305 amino acids. Gene Ontology annotation, biological process: postsynaptic neurotransmitter receptor diffusion trapping; neurotransmitter receptor transport, postsynaptic endosome to lysosome; calcium ion transport. Gene Ontology annotation, molecular function: channel regulator activity; voltage-gated calcium channel activity. The record is from RefSeq and is a predicted model, not a curated record. Gene Ontology annotation, cellular component: AMPA glutamate receptor complex; postsynaptic density membrane. The transcript has 7 exons. NCBI's taxonomy places the organism in Eukaryota, Metazoa, Arthropoda, Insecta, Orthoptera, Acrididae.